CCGUGUGUGUCAAGGGUGAUGCCAACAGAUGCUGGACCCAGGAAGCUCUCUACCCCAAGCCAACCCGAAAGGCCUCCAGGGACUGGCUUGCAACAGCUGGACUUGAUCACCAGCUUGCAGAGUGAGGUCACACAUCUGGUGGAAUAACAAGCGAACUUUACUUUCCGGCUGUUUUUAGAGGAUUUUCACAGCAGCGUCUAGAAACCAGGAGAUCACCACCUGAACCUUCGAGCCUUUUUCGAGAGGCCCAGCAUCGGAGAGGCCACCCCUGGGUGCUUUACAGGACGAUGCUGGCCCUUCGGGGAGCUUCUGCUUUCCUGGUUCUGUUCCUCUCAGCAUUUCGGCCUCCGCCACAGUGCGCUCAGGACCCAGGCAUGGUGCACUACAUCUACCAGCGCUUUCAAGUCUUGGAGCAAAGACUGGAAAAAUGUACCCAAGCAACGAGGACAUACAUUCAAGAGUUCCGCGAGUUCUCGAAAAAUGUAUCCGUUAUGCUGGGACAGUGUCAGACCUACACGAGUGAGUAUAAGAGCGCGGUGGACAACCUGGCCCUGAGGGUGGAGCGCGCCCAGCGGGAGAUUGACUACCUGGAGUACCUGCGAGAAGCUGACCUGUGCGUGGAAUCGGAAGAGAAGAUGCUGGCAGAAAAGCUCGUCCAAGAAGCUGAAGAAGAGAAAAAGAUUCGGACUCUGCUGAAUGCAAGCUGUAACAACAUGCUAAUGGGCAUAAAGUCUCUGAAAAUAGUGAAGAAGACUACAGAUACAGAUGGCUCUUGGAUGAAAGAUGCUGUCAGCGACUCUCCAAAGGUUUAUUUCUUUAUCGGAUCCAGAAACAACACUGUUUGGGAAUUUGCAAACAUGCGAGCACUCAUGGAGGAUAGCAAAAAGCCAGGCCCCCGGAAGCUGAUCUUAACCCAUUCCUGGCAGGGAACAGGCCAAGUGAUCUACAAAGGUUUCCUAUUUUUUCAUAACCAAGGGACUCCCAAUGAGAUAAUCAAAUACAAUCUGCAGAAGAGGACUGUGGAAGAUCGAAUGCUGCUCCCAGGAGGGGCAGGCCGAGCACUGGUCUACCAGCACUCCCCAUCAACUUACAUCGACCUGGCUGUGGAUGAGCACGGGCUCUGGGCCAUCCACUCAGGGCCAGGCAUCCACGGCCAUUUGGUUCUCACGAAACUUGAGCCUGGCACACUGGGAGUGGAACACUCAUGGGACACCCCAUGCAGUAGUCAGGAUGCCGAAGCUGCAUUCCUCUUGUGUGGGGUUCUCUAUGUGGUCUAUAGUUCUGGUGGCCACGGCCCACAUCGCAUCACCUGUGUCUAUGACCCACGGGGCACUAUUAGCAAGGAGGAUCUGCCCAACUUGUUCUUUCCCAGGCGGCCAAGAAGUCAUUCCAUGAUCCAUUACAAUGCCAGAGAUAAGCAGCUCUAUGCCUGGAAUGAUGGAAACCAGAUCAUUUACAAGCUCCAGGCAAAGAGAAAGCAGCCUCUGAAGUAAUGCAUUACAGCCCAGAGGGAGAGCGCCUUGGCCAUGGAAGCUGUUCUCCAGGACAUCGAGGCCACAGCCCCUUUACAAUGCUGUAUCCCUCUCAUCACAUACAGUGAAGUUGGAAUGCACAUGCAUCCUCCCAGAUGUUACUGCCUUAGAGAUCUUUCAAGAGCUUAAAUGAGAGUCCGUCAUUUCAGAAAUUUUCAACAACUCCCACUACCCAUCCAACUUCCCGGCACUCAAGGCCCUGCACAUUUUGAUUCAGUUUACUUUCAGCCUUUUCUUUUACUAGCAUUUCCUCUAACUCUAUCCACCCCACCCCUCCAAGCAGCUAGAAAUGUAGACCACCCCCAAAUACUCCUGGCUUUUCUUGCCUCUGGCCUUUGAUCAAACUCUUUCCUCUUUCACAAAUGCCAUUUCUUCCAUUUUUAUCUCCUAACUAAAGCACUAUUCCUUAUUGAUGUUUCAUCUCAAUUUCCCCAGCUCUGCCUCUCCACAAAGCUAGGUAGAUGUAGUAAUAAGGUACACACUUUAACAUUUGAAUACUACCUUCCAAGAACAAAGUUUGCACCUUUGUUACAUCAUUUAAUUCUUAUCUUGGUCUUGUAUGCAGAACAAAUCUUUAUUAGUUGCCAUUGUAGAGAUAAGAAGAGCUUAGGUGAGCCAUUUGAAAUAACAGCUACAAAAUGAAAGAUAGAGCUAUAAAAUACUGCAGAUCCCAUAGUUUUUUCAUUGCCCAAGGAAGCAUCAAAUAUGUAUGUUUGUUCACCCAAUCUUUCCUGAGCAAUACGUUCAUCAUUUUAUACCAAAAAUAAUGGUCUUCUCCUUUAACUACUUUUCAUGUUCCCACAAGACCUUCCUACGGGCCUUUCAAAAGCUACUUCCUCCAGAAAAACAGCCUGAGGGUGAGGACCCUACCUCUAGCCUCAUCUUGUCUUGUUUCCCCUUCAUCUCUCUCUUGCAUGAAACACAAUAAAAAUGACACUAAGCAAACAAACUUCAUCAGGUUAAUUUGCCUACCGGCCCUCAAGCAAAGCAGUUUAAGGGAGUGCUGCCUGCGCCUGGGUUUCCGGUGAAUAAUCCCCAACACACUGAAGCCCCAGGUAGAUAUUCUGGAAUCUGGAUGGAAGCCAGAUAGCCUCCAAGUGACUCGUGGCCACAGCAGGCGUGCCAUGUGGCACAGGGUACUGAGGGCAGCUGUGCCUGGCCAGAGGGGCUUCUUCAAAAUCUUUCCCACGCGUUUGUCCAAUUCAGGCUGGCCUGGGUCACAAGUGCAGGCUGUGGUGCCAGUCUGUGUCAUGUGCUGAGGCCCUUGUCGUUCCAGGUUGGUCACAUGAGAGGGUUUGCUUUGUACAGUUGCAGCUGUUUUCCAGACCCUGCCAAGCUCAGGCUGGGGCCAUAGGCAGUAAAGAGAGGUUUUUUUCCCUAGUAGCAUUUGAGUAGAUCUUUGGCAGAAAGGAAUUACCCUAUGGAUACAGUGCAAUUACCACUGUUCUAAUAGAGUGAUAUAGAAAGCCCAAAUCAAUUGUGGAAUGAGGCAGGUAUGAAUAACUAUGAUGAUAUUACCCGAUCCAGGGGUUUGGGGACAUUACCUGCUAUGGGUAAAAGAUUACCUAUUUCACAGGGAUAAGGAAUGUGAGCUGUCUCACAGAGGAAGGUAGAGUGGAGUUAUUAGCAAGUGGAGUUAUGUGUGAGUCGUGGGCACAUAGUUUCAAUGGAGGCACAGAGGAAAGGUUGACUUUCAUUUGCGAUAUGCUUUUAAUUGAUAGUUUUGUAGGAUGCAUUUUUGACUAACAACUCACCCUGGUGCCUUAAAUUCCUGCAGCUAGAAUCACUCU
This is a messenger RNA of Miniopterus natalensis, 3322 nucleotides long. It is a transcript of the gene OLFML1, whose product is annotated as olfactomedin like 1. The record is from RefSeq and is a predicted model, not a curated record. Gene Ontology annotation, biological process: signal transduction. NCBI's taxonomy places the organism in Eukaryota, Metazoa, Chordata, Mammalia, Chiroptera, Miniopteridae.